Messenger RNA from Adineta steineri, 879 nucleotides. Lineage: Eukaryota; Metazoa; Rotifera; Eurotatoria; Adinetida; Adinetidae. The record is from the annotation of a GenBank genome assembly.
AUGUUUGAACUGAAUAACUUGCAGACAACGGGUACUACAGUAAUAUUUAAUAUUACAUAUCCUACAAAGAUCUAUGUUGAUGACGACAUGGAUGGACAAACAAUUUAUGCUGCUAUUGAAGGUGAUAGUGCUGUCAAAAAGUGGACCAAAGGAGCAUCAGAGGGCCUACAAGUGGGAGGUGAAUGUUUCUACUGUAUGGGUGUAUCGGUUGACAAAGAGAAAAAUGUCUAUAUGUCAUCGCCUGGUAGAAGUUGUGUGUACAAAUGGUCACCUCAAACGAAUAUCACAACUAUGGCUGCUGGUCAAGAAAAUUACCCAGGUAUGGAGAGCGAGCAUCUCGAUGCUCCUGAAGGUAUUUAUGUUGAUGGAAACAGUGGUACGGUGUACAUCGCUGAUUUUUCCAACAAUAGAAUUCAGAAAUGGGAAAAAGAUGCACACAAUGGUACCACUGUGGCCGGACUGAGUACAGGAGAAGGAGGUAGUGAUCAUGAAUCAUUGGCGAGACCAAGUUCUGUAUGGGUUGAUGAUGAAACUCAUGUUGUAUAUGUGGCUGAUUCAGCCAAUGAACGAAUUCAACGUUGGUUAUAUAAUGCAUCUAUGGGCGAUACCAUUGCUGGUGGAUCAGGUACGGGCGAUAAACUGACGCAAUUUGAUCAGCCGAUCGAUUUAAAAUUUGAUAAUGAUGGCAACCUCUAUGUGUGCGACCGUCUAAAUCAUCGUGUUCUUAUGUUUAAACUAAUUAACAAUGAGCCAUGUUCUCCAACAUCGACACCAACAUCAACACCAACAUCGACAACAACAUCAACAGGAAGCUCAUCAUUUCACAAAAUGACAAUGGCUAUGGUUACUUUUUCAAUCUUAAUAUGGAUAAUUAUGUGA